UUACUUACAGCACAGUGUGGCCAACUUUCAAAAGGAAUAGUCCAGUUUCUGAACCAUUUUUUGUAAAAGAAGACAUUUGGAAUAACUUCUUGCUUUGAUCCUCGGGAUUGUUAGGUCUUUAAGUCCCAGUUAAGAUGAGCUGUAUCCCCGCCUCGCACAGUAUGAACACUAUUCUCAGUCAAGUGGAAUCUCAGUUGGAGGAGAGUCCAAUUCAGAGAAGAGGCAGCAAAGCCUACCAGAUCUUCCCUGAGGCCAAUAUGAAUGAUGAGUCAGACUCCAGCUCCUAUCCUGACGACUUCCUCUACAAGAGGGAGCGUCUCCCCUCUAUAGUUGUGGAGCCCAGUGAGAUGGAGAAUGGGGAGCUGUGCUGGUCUCCACGAUGCCUAAUGAACAACGGUGUGGAGGAGGAUGAAGAGGAGGACAGCGGUGCCGGUCACACAGAGGGCUCUGUGGAUGGGGAGCAGCAGGAGGACAUGGGAAUGGAGGACGGCUCAGUUGGCAGAAAGUCUUCUAUUGGACCGUCCCAGAGUCAACUGUCCCUCUCUCGGCUGACCCCGCCUGCUUCCCCCACCCCCCCUGAAGCUGCCCCACCCUGCCUGAGGAGCUGAACCAGAGCAACCAGCAUGAACUGAUGCCACUGCAGUUAACGUGGACUGUGUGUAACCUUUGUGAUAUGUAACCACUGCAUGUCUGACUGUCCCAACAAAAGAAAAACCCUUUGGGAAGGUUGAGAUACUUGCACAUGUGAAAAUAUUUGGACUAAGCAAGGACCAUUUCAAAACAACCAGUACUGCUUUUUGGUAUGACAGCUCUAAUUUGAAAUAAUCUGUGGUUAAUUGCUGCAAUUUGCUGCUACUGUAUCUGACACUGUGGACAGACGGUAACCAGAUACUAUAGCAACAACCUCCACGACCUCUCAGGGUGGUUUCUUUCCUCUGUGACUCAUCUAAUCUAAUCCUACAGCAAAUAAGCAUGUGAUGAAUGACUAUCAGGCCCAGUUUACUAAACACUAGCAUGAAAGCCUGGCCCAGGCCCAACAUGUCUGUUAUGGCUGUUACUGUAGUAAUGAGAGCUCCAGCUGUGUCAUGGAGUCACUCAGUCAUGACAUCAGUGGACCAACAAAAAGGAGGACACCUCCAUUAUUUCCAAAAAGGAAUAGCUGUAGCGGCCUAUGUGGGUGAGGGGGAGCUUUUGAAGUUUGUCCCUGUGGUCAAGUUCAGGGAUGAGACUAAUGACUCUGAAUGGUAAUGUUUGAACUAAGGUCUGACCAGUUUGGUUUGGAUAUACACCACAUUUUGUGGCAUCAUUAAAUAUUGUUAAAUGACAAUGUCAAAUAAUUCAGUCUUUAUGUCAAGGUGAACAAUCCUCUUUAAUGGAAUUUGGACCAUGUUGGGACACCACAUGUCUAAAUUCAAACCAGCAUUGGGAAGACAUACUGCAGUUAUAGUGACCUUAUUCAUGUGUGCAGACCUUUCAAAGCAUCAAAUAUCAUUCUGGAGAGUCAACCAGUGUAAUAUUGAAAUAUACUGUAUAUAAACAGUUACAGUGAUUAGCUACUAUCAUUUUUUAUUGAAAUGCUGCUGGAUAUAUCAACAACUUCAAAAAGUUGUAGGAAAAGUUGUAGGUCCACACCUAUUUAAAAAAGUGAUGAUAUUUGUAUGACUGUUGAGAACUUGAGUGUUAAUUGUUUUUUAUAACCUAAGUUGUUUGGCAUGCUGCUUUUUCCUCCAGCUUGAACGAAAAAUGAAGUUCCUGAAUUAUUGCUAUACAUUUUAGUUUUUCACAAAUGCAGACAUUUUAUUUGCAUCACGUCC
Messenger RNA from Chelmon rostratus (copperband butterflyfish), 1814 nucleotides. Its product is annotated as protein LBH-like. The coding region runs from base 135 to 608 and encodes 157 amino acids. The record is from RefSeq and is a predicted model, not a curated record. Lineage: Eukaryota; Metazoa; Chordata; Actinopteri; Chaetodontiformes; Chaetodontidae. The transcript has 4 exons.